CCAAAUGUCCGGGCGCUGCGUUGUGCACUAAGAAUUUUUUUUCUGUGCAGGGAGCCUACAGACGAAAUAGAUGGUGUGGGGGAUCGCGCAAACCCGCCGCUUACUUCGCCGGCGACGGCAGGGUUUGCUCUUUUCGGCUGAGCAGCGAGCGACGCUGGUUAAUGUCAAGCUCAAGUGGGUGAAGGAUCGCGCCCUCGACUCGGUAGUGGCUCGCGAGCGCCAUCUCCGUCAAGUCCACCGCCUCCUCGAGCUAAUUUCCACCGACCCUCGCGGCGGCGUCCCCGCCAAUGACCUCCCAAGCCGGCCUCUCCAUCUCGGAAAGCUCAGUCUUCUUCCCUCAGAUUUCUUGCUCCGCUUUCCGGCCCUCUUCCGCAGAUCGUCUGCCCAUUCUAUCGGUCCAUCUUCCCCUUGGAUCUACCUCACCGACGACGCACUCAAGCUCCGGGAGCUCGAACUCAGUGUCCUCCGCAACAGUGAGCGUGAAAUUGUCGACCGCCUUCGCCGUCUUCUCAUGCUUACUGUCAAUUUAUCGCUUCCACUCCAUACCGUCGACCAGCUUCGUUGGGACAUUGGGUUGCCUUCGGAAUACCAAGAGAAAAUUCUACACCGCUAUCCGCAUUUCUUUGAUUUUGUCCGGCCUGAUGAAGAUGAGCGCGUCUGGCUUAAGCUUUCGUCAUGGGAUCCCGUCCUUGCUGUCUCCGAGCUACAGAGGAGCAGCACUAACGGUGGAUUUAACGGCGAUUCGUUGGCGUUUCCGGUAAGCUUCACCAGGGGUUUCUGUCUCAGGCGCAAGUGCAUGAUGUGGCUACAAGAAUGGCAGACGCUUCCGUAUACUAGCCCGUAUGCCGAUCCGUCGGGCCUCGACCCCCGUACCGACGUUUCCGAGAAGAGGAUCGUGGGGUUGUUUCACGAACUUCUUCAUCUCACUAUAGGGAAGAAGACCGAGCGGAGCAAUUUGAGCAAUCUAAGGAAACCACUACGAUUGCCCCAGAAGUUUACUAAAGUGUUCGAGCGACACCCCGGAAUCUUUUACUUGUCUCAGAAGCUGGGCGUGCAUACAGUUGUUCUACGGGAGGCCUAUGGCGGAGGGAGAGAGCUCCUAAGAAAGCAUCCGUUGGUCGGUAUCAGGGAAAAGUAUGCUGCCAUGAUGAAUGUGGGCAGGCCUGAGAUUCGCUGGAGAUUUAGUAUCUCCGAGGAAUCUGAGGUUGCCUCAUCUGAAGAGUUUUAUCACAAUUAGUGAUUUUGAUGACCCGGCUUUGCUUGGUUAUUCGUAGCAGGCGAAUCUACUAUAGAGAAUGUGAAAUGCAUUCAACUAUGAAUGAAUGGCCUUCAUUUUGGUUGUCUAACCAUCCAACGACUAGGAUUUUAUAAGAGAGCAUUGGUGCCAUCGAAGAUUCUCGUUCAGAUCAAUUAGCUGCUAUCUGAUCUUUCACAUAAGGUUUGGUAACUGGGACUACUCCUUUCAAAGUAUCCUGAUAGACACCAUUAAAAACUGCAAUAUAUAUGACUUAUAAGAGGAACAGCAGAGAAUAAAGAUGGGCAAACUUUAGGGGCAUUUACAUGCAUACCACCCAAUUCUUUUGUAUUUACAUAUCUAACACCUAAACUGCUUUUUACAUCAAUACCGCCCAAUUUUUUUUUAUCACAUAAAAAAUACCACCAUUUUGACAUUUAAAAAGUGAAAUACACAUUUUCAUGCAUACUUAAGGUGGCAUGUGUGCAAAAAUUAAGAUUUAUGUGUUAGAUAUGUAAAUACAUAAGGAUUGGGUGGUAUGGGUUUCUUCUGCAACUCAAGUGAACAAACCAGUAGUCAUGGUGGGAGGCUUGUGGUUUUCUCAGGAUCAUUGCUCCACCUCUCAGCAGAAUGCCUCACAGUGCUGCUCAGGCUCUCUCCAUGCCUGACAGAGAUAGCUGCACCGAUGAUGGAAAACCUGAAAGCUACAGCUUGAAAUGAUUUGAAUUCAUCUAUGCUGAUAUGCUCCAUAAUCAUGGCUACAUAUUGAACAAAUACUCUAUAGAGAUUUUGCAGAGUUGACACUCACAUUGGAGUUCCAUGAUGCAUAGAAUGAUCCAUAGUUCUGCUUAUAUGAGCAUGAAACAAUAAUAUUGGUGCAUGAAUUCAUAAAAGAAGAGAUUUUUAUGCUGGAGAGAAGAGGAGAUAUUUUGGCUAUAAAUUCAGCUUAUAUGAGCAUAAAACAAUAAUCUGAAAUUUGUUGUAAUCAGAGGCUACAACUUAUUAGUGAUAGAAAAUCUAGACUUAAAACAGAAACUAGAAAGCCUGAAAACAUAUAAUGAAUAUUUUUGUAAAACUGCUAUAUAUUAUAAAUACACUAGACCCCUUAUUUUUACUGAUAAUGCACGUGUAGAGAAGGAAGAGCUGAAAAACAUAAUUAUUCCCGUAAAGCAUAAAAGAGCAGCCUUUAGAGAAAGCUGCCGGUAAACGAAAAGAUCCAGGGAGGCUCGAGCAAUAGCUGAGAUGACUGGUGGAGUGGCACAGAGGCUUCGCAUUGACUAUAACCGGCUGAGGAGUCUCCUCACGCAGCCACCUUCAACAGCUAUCAGAAUGAAUGAUAAAAAAUUUCCAUGGGCAGCGACGAGACAGACGUCGAGAUCACCGUCAGGAGACUAUCGGUCCAGUCUGCCUUUAUUGGAUUCGAGUAUCGCUAUAUUUCACGCUCGUCCGUCUUUCUUCUCCGAUCCAAAUUGAUCUGCGAAUAGAUCUGCAGAAGAAGCUGAGGAAGAUCUCCAGUAUCAUGUCAGAGUAGUCUACAGCUGCGUAACCUCAAUCUCUCAAAUCUCUCGGUCGCCUAAUCUUCUCCUAUGAUACCAGCAGACGGAGUUUCUGUACCUCCAGGCUAGGACUAAGGGAGAGCUUCUACAAGGGAUCCCCCGAAAUACAAUGCAUGCGCCAAUCCGUUGUAUCUUCUUGCUAUUGCCUGAGGUACAUGUUUGUUUAUUCUCGUGGUGUCAGAUCAAUUAACAGACUAUAAGCUAUGAUUCGAAAAUAAUGUGUUAUAUUCUAGAGUUUAGUUUUAAGAUUAUUUACCUUGCUGGUCAUCAGGGGAUCGGUUAUAGUAUGAAUGAUAAGCUAGAUAUCAUUUACCCCAAAUUUAUAGUUA
Messenger RNA from Phalaenopsis equestris, 3119 nucleotides. RefSeq names its product protein ROOT PRIMORDIUM DEFECTIVE 1-like. The transcript is spliced from 4 exons. The coding region runs from base 71 to 1237 and encodes 388 amino acids. Gene Ontology annotation, molecular function: RNA binding. NCBI's taxonomy places the organism in Eukaryota, Viridiplantae, Streptophyta, Magnoliopsida, Asparagales, Orchidaceae. The record is from RefSeq and is a predicted model, not a curated record.